AAUGCUCUCCAGCAUCCAAUGCGACUGCAGCUCUGUUAGCCAUGCCCGAGUACCAGGCAGCACGCAGAAUAAGUGUCUAUCUUUCCAUGCCUGGCGGUGAGAUCUCUACCACGGACAUUGUGCGCAAUGCGCUCGACCAGGGCAAGAAAGUCUUCAUUCCCUAUACCUAUAAUCUGGAUUCACCCAAACAAGACCAGCCAAAAUCCAUCAUGGACAUGGUAGAACUACAGUCCAUGGCCGACUUUGACUCUCUGCAACCAGACAAAUGGGGCAUUCCUACUCCUAGCCAAGAUUCAAUCUCAUCACGUGCAAACUGCUUUGGGGGUACUGGCAUCACGAACGGAGACAUCGAAGCCGUGCACACAGGCCUCGACCUCAUAGUUAUGCCGGGCAUGGCCUUUGACGCCCAGUUUGGCCGGCUGGGACACGGUAAGGGCUACUACGAUUACUUCUUGAGUCGGUGUCACAAAGUGUCGCGCAUGCCUUUUCGCGUUGGUCUCUCGCUGACCGAGCGGUUCCUUCCGCCAACUGAGCCGGUUCCCAUGUCAUCCUCUGAUUUUCGCCUCGAUGCCAUCGUGACUGGAGAUGGCAAGCUCCUUCGCGCCGAGGCUUAAUCUUGACUCGACUCUUCCUUUCCUUCAUAAUCCACUGUAGUUGACUCUAAGUGUGUGCGAGGCGUGACGGCCAAGAGCGAAGCCGAGCGCCGGUGUAGAUGGGAGGCAGCCUCUACAGCUGCUGGAUGAGAGAGAUGUUGUCUCCCUUGAGGAGGAUUUGGCCAACCUUGCGCCUUUCUUCCGGCGCGUCCUUCUUGGCGAGCUUUACUUCGAUCGCGUCGUCGAUGACGAGGUUCAUGAACUCAUCGAAGCCCUGUGCAGGUGUCAGUAGCCGCGGCAGAAAAAAGAUAGACAUGAAGCAGUCAUACCCUGAG
Pyrenophora tritici-repentis Pt-1C-BFP is the source of this 928-nucleotide messenger RNA. RefSeq names its product 5-formyltetrahydrofolate cyclo-ligase. Gene Ontology annotation, biological process: folic acid-containing compound biosynthetic process; tetrahydrofolate interconversion. Lineage: Eukaryota; Fungi; Ascomycota; Dothideomycetes; Pleosporales; Pleosporaceae. Gene Ontology annotation, molecular function: 5-formyltetrahydrofolate cyclo-ligase activity. The record is from RefSeq and is a predicted model, not a curated record. Gene Ontology annotation, cellular component: mitochondrion.